UUAUGCCGUGCGGCGAUUCCGAAGAAGGGUCGUCACAGUCGGCUCCGUCGCAAUUCGAAUGGGAGCUGUGCCGUGAGAACAUAAAACCGCUCAAGACUGGGCGUUCACCGAAUCGCCCCGUAGGAUCGCGUCGUGUCGAAGCAAUAAAUCAGGCUCUCGCUCUUAGUGCACAUGGCUCGAAAGCCCAAACUCUGGCAACGCAGAAGUUCGAUGAGAUUAUGGAAUUGUGUGAGACGUCAUCGGACCCUCUCAAACACUGCCUUGAGUUCUGCACUUGGUUCGAUCAAACAUUCCCGCAUGGCCGUCAGCGCUUGUAUUACUCGUUGCUAUGGAAAAUAGUACACAAGUACGCUAAAUGUCCAGAAUAUCUCGACGAUGAGAGGAUGCUGCGUGUAUGGGAGAAGUUGGCCGAUAAUAGUCUUGAUCAUGGUUGGGAAAUUUACCAACACGCAAACACGAUUGGAUCUUUAGUCA
Messenger RNA from Ostertagia ostertagi, 474 nucleotides. The record is from the annotation of a GenBank genome assembly. Lineage: Eukaryota; Metazoa; Nematoda; Chromadorea; Rhabditida; Trichostrongylidae.